AUGAUAAAAACGGCGAGGAGUUUAUUUUCUAGCUGUUGUUCUGGAUUUGAUGAAAGACAACGGAGUAUGGAAGACAUCACCGAGCGAACAACUGAUUUUUCCUCCUUCAAACUGCAUCGCCCCUUUCCGCGAAAAACCCUGCCCCCGGAAAACCUGGUCAGCUGCAGUUCAAAUCUAUACCUCCCCGAUCCGCCGCGCGAUUACCUCGACCUUCCGCUAAGGUCACCUUACUGUCUGCUCUCUUCGGAUUCUUCCACGACAGAAUACUCAGAAAAUGGGACAACUUCAGGUUCAGAGAAGCAAUUGGACUGGAUCUACCCGACUUACAGGCUGCUCAAGAGCUCGGUGGAAUAUACUGUUUUAUAUCUUGGAAAAGAAGACUGCUACGGCCAAUCAAAUCAGCAAGCAGUAACGGACUGUAACACGAAUCUGAUGCGCGAAAUGUCUCGCCCGGAAAAGAUCCGUCUCAGGAUAAAUGCGACGUCGAUUUGUCUGGUCUCCGACGAAACAGAUAAAGUGACGAAAAAGUUCAAAGUCCAAAAUGUUGCGUUUGCAGCUCAGGAUACCAAUUUGGAGUUUGUUUUCAGCUUCAUUGUCCAAGAAAAACGCCGGUACAUGUGCCACAGUUUCAAGGGUUCAACCAAUCUUCAUACAGAACGAGUUCUGAUGGCUCUUGGACAAGCUUUUGAAGUUGCCUUUCAGUUGAAAAAGUCCAAGACCCGUUUUUCAACCUCUGAUUCGGGAAUGAACGAUGAUGGUUCUCUGCCGCGAAAUUCCGACUCGGAAUCAGAGUGUUCUUUUUCAGCGUAUCCGAGACGCGCGACUUUGCCUCAGCAGGAUUUUUAUCCAUAA
Messenger RNA from Oikopleura dioica, 852 nucleotides. Lineage: Eukaryota; Metazoa; Chordata; Appendicularia; Copelata; Oikopleuridae. The record is from the annotation of a GenBank genome assembly.